Molecule: messenger RNA, 546 nt
Organism: Saccoglossus kowalevskii
Lineage: Eukaryota; Metazoa; Hemichordata; Enteropneusta; Harrimaniidae
Source: RefSeq, a predicted model, not a curated record
AUGAUCGAUCAUGAUCAUGGAUGUAGACACCCAGAUGUUCAGUUAUGUAAUGAUCUUCCACUUGAGCUUGCUCAGAAUUCUACUGGUUCCCUGUAUUUAGUGCAAAUAACAUCUGAUGGGAUAAAAUGGAAGGAAACCUCCUUUCCCAUCAAAUACAGAGUAACUUCCUUAAUUGGAGAAGGGGGAAUGAGAAACUGUUAUAACUGUGACUUGUUGUCAUCAAAUGUGUUGGACACAACUCUGGCCUAUGUGGUUAAGACUUACAAGGAUUCAACAAUAAGAACAAUGUAUGAAAUCCACUAUAAGCCGCAUUUAUCAAAAUCGAAGAAUGAAGCUAUCAUCUCUAUGACUAAAAAGGAAGUGCAAUCUCAAAUGUCAGCAAGAAUGUUGUCUUUAAAUUUCAAAGACGUCAUCCCAAAAGAGUUUGGAGAAGCGCCAAGAAUCAUUCCAUGUUAUAUGAUACAAGACAACAAUAGUCAUCAUGUGUACGUGUUAGAAGAAAAAUUAAAAGGAAAAUUUGUUAAGUACAUGAAUAAUGACGGAAGA